AUGGGCCAAGAAAUCCUCGUCACUACGGAUGACCUGCGAGUUCCGACUCUCCGCAUCUAUUACCCCUCAAACGAAGAAACUCCCACUACAGUCAUACCACCUGAGACGAUCAAAAACCUCCCAUCAGAAUGCACGUUCGUCUUUAUUCACCCCGACCAUCUGGAGUCCGUGUUUCAUAAUGCCAAGACCCAUGAACAAAUCGCCAAGCAUAUGCGGAGACUCCGACUGGUCCUACUAAACCCAGUCGCAAAUAGACCUGGCUUUGCACCUCCCCGCGGUGCGGAAUCUCAGAACCUGCACUUCACCUCAAGAGGUGCAGGUGCAGACUUUCGCACCUCAACCAACCCUGAGGGUCGGGAGGGUCGAUGA
This is a messenger RNA of Aspergillus affinis, 369 nucleotides long. RefSeq lists its product as uncharacterized. The coding region runs from base 1 to 369 and encodes 122 amino acids. The transcript has a single exon. The record is from RefSeq and is a predicted model, not a curated record. NCBI's taxonomy places the organism in Eukaryota, Fungi, Ascomycota, Eurotiomycetes, Eurotiales, Aspergillaceae.